Molecule: messenger RNA, 204 nt
Organism: Caenorhabditis remanei
Lineage: Eukaryota; Metazoa; Nematoda; Chromadorea; Rhabditida; Rhabditidae
Exons: 2
Coding region: 1-204 (67 amino acids)
Molecular function (GO): ATP binding; ATP-dependent protein folding chaperone
Source: RefSeq, a predicted model, not a curated record
AUGAGUAUCGGUAUCGAUUUGGGCACCACCUUCUCCUGUGUUGCCUAUUAUCAGAAUGGGCAGGUUAAUGUGUUGGAGAAUGAAAAUGGUUGUCGCACAACACCAUCAGUAUUGGCUAUGACAGAAGACGGGGAGUGUCUUAUCGGACAACAUGCGAAGGAUGUAAUCACCAAGGCGACUAGCUCUCUUUUUGGUGGGUCUUGA